AUGGAUGGCUGUGAGAAAUUCCCUUCCAGCGCGCGCACAAAGACGCCAGAACCCAAAUCUCCUCGCCAUUCCAUAACAUUUUCUUCAACGGCCUCUGGCCCUUCGAAAAAAGAUAUAGUUGCGAGAGACCUGGGAUGCGGCGGUUUUAUGGGCAGCCGCAGCGGCAGUCCCAACCUAUCAGACAUGAUCGCGGCAGAACAGAGCAGUAUAAGAGAGGCCGAACGGUGUCGUGCGAACGAAGAGUUCAAAUCGGGAGCUUCAUAUCCAGGUUUCAGGGAGAGAGUCUGCCUCGGUUCCCAAAUCCUCGUCGAGAUAAGAACAAACAAGAAGGUACUGCUUUUCCUCUCCCCUGCGGUUGACAACCCCAUUGACACUAUAUCAAAACUAGUAGAAGAAUUGAAAGUCUUAUUUGACGGCCGUCCCGUGACGGUUACACUUGACGAUGAAGUGAAGAUCUCGUGUCAAUUUGGAGACGAGCCAGCCUACAUCGUCUUCGUGACAGCUCUAUGUGACUUGUUGACACCGCGGCGCAGCUACCGCUAUGCCUCCAUUAUCCAGCAGGAAAUUCACGCGGCAAUGCAUAUCCCCCCAACUCAUGGUAUCGUCAGACUUCUCCCCGCGUAUGAACACCAUUUCGGGACAGGUGGAACAACAUAUUACCAAAAAGUCAUCGACCUGGAAAAUGCAUCAAAAGAAAACUCUAGAGUUGCAUCCCGCAAAGCGAGUACUUCAAAGAAGUCAACAUCAUCUGUUGCACGUCUAUUGAAGAGAUCGACAUCUAGAUUUAGCUUCACCAGUCAAGUUAGCUGGAAGGGUGAUAAGCAACGGGAAUCGAAGAAAGAUAUCGACUCCGACGGGGGUUCAGUAGGGAAACAGAAGGUCCGAGAGCCCGAUAUUAAGGAGUAUUCCGCGUUCUAA
Molecule: messenger RNA, 918 nt
Organism: Trichophyton benhamiae CBS 112371
Lineage: Eukaryota; Fungi; Ascomycota; Eurotiomycetes; Onygenales; Arthrodermataceae
Product: MIF domain protein
Exons: 3
Coding region: 1-918 (305 amino acids)
Source: RefSeq, a predicted model, not a curated record